Messenger RNA from Capronia epimyces CBS 606.96, 225 nucleotides. RefSeq lists its product as uncharacterized. Lineage: Eukaryota; Fungi; Ascomycota; Eurotiomycetes; Chaetothyriales; Herpotrichiellaceae. The transcript has a single exon. The record is from RefSeq and is a predicted model, not a curated record. The coding region runs from base 1 to 225 and encodes 74 amino acids.
AUGUUCUCAUUCCGGUUCCUGGGCCGAAAACUGUGUCGAUACAGCCAGGCCACAAUCGAUGUCAAGUUCUCGCAGGCCCUGGACCCGUCCAACCACAAAAUCCGUUCGCUAGAUCCCAAAGUUGUCGUUAUCGCCCCAAAAGAAGUGUACGGUAUCGUGAAAGUGGUUGAAGGAAGGUCAUAUCGAGAAGUCUCCAUUCCCGUCAUCAUUGAUGUUCGAUACUGA